This is a messenger RNA of Ogataea polymorpha, 1952 nucleotides long. RefSeq lists its product as uncharacterized. Lineage: Eukaryota; Fungi; Ascomycota; Pichiomycetes; Pichiales; Pichiaceae. The transcript has a single exon. Gene Ontology annotation, molecular function: Hsp70 protein binding. Gene Ontology annotation, biological process: protein refolding. Gene Ontology annotation, cellular component: cytoplasm. Bases 1 to 1308 code for a protein of 435 amino acids. The record is from RefSeq and is a predicted model, not a curated record.
AUGUCUCUUUAUGAUAUUCUGGGAGUGGACUCUUCUGCCUCCUCGGUCGAGAUUCGUAAAGCUUAUAGAAAAUUGGCUUUGCAACACCAUCCUGACAAAGUCCCAGAGGAAGAGAGAGAACAGGCAGAGAUCAAAUUCAAAGAGAUCAGCAGUGCCUACGAAGUCCUUAUAGACGAAGAGAAAAGAAACGCAUACGACACAUACGGAACCACAGAUGGUGUUCCUAACGGGUUUGGCUACCAUGAUUCAGGAUUUGCAAACGCUGCAUUUGGAGAAGGUGACUUCGAUUUUGAUCCUCAGGACUUUGCCAAUUUCUUCAAUGGGAUGGGAGGCUCUUAUGGGAGAGGACCACCACCUAAAACGAAAACGGAGGAUGCAGUUUUGAAUGUCGAAGUAACCUUGGAAGAAAUCUACAACGGUAAGGUGAUAAAAACCUCCUCUACGCGGAAUAAGUUGUGCAAGCACUGCAAGGGCAGCGGAGCACGUAAGUCGGCAAUUCCAAUAAAAUGCACCACUUGUCAUGGUGAUGGAUAUGUCAUGAAGAUCCGACAGUUGGCGCCAGGACUGGUAACCCAGCAGGCUGUUCCAUGUUGGAGAUGCAAGGGAAAAAGAACUAUCCACAAAGACAAAGAUAAUUGUAAAAAAUGCAAAGGCAAAGGAGUGGUGGAGGAGUCCAAAAUUCUGGAAUUCAAUAUCCCAAGGGGAGCUCCCGAGGUGGGGUCAGUUAUCUUAGAAGGUGAAGCCGACGAAGAGCCAGGACUGAAGCCUGGGGAUGUGAUAUUGCAAUAUAAAACGAAAAAGCAUCCAAUAUUCAAGCGACAAAACCAAAACCUGUACACGAAAGUGUCGAUUUCGUUGGUCGACGCUUUGUGCGGGUUUGAAAAUCGGAAGUUAGUGAAAACACUGGAUAAUAGAUGGAUAUCAAUUUCUGUGCCUGCUGGGAAAGUUCUGCGGCCAGGGGACUCGAUUGUAGUUCCAAAUGAGGGAAUGCCGCUAGAUGACAAUUCGAACAAAAAUGGAGAUCUUUAUAUUGGAGUCGAGAUUCAAUUCCCCAAGGACAACUGGUUUUUGGAGAAGAACGACAUCAGCAAGCUCAAAUCAAUUUUGGAUAUAAGUUAUGGUGGACAACCUCAGACGGCGGCUGGUGAGAUCGAGGACGGAGAAAUUGUAACCAACGUGGCAUUCAAAAUACAAUCAAAGCACGAACUGCCAAAAUCAUUCAACUCCUAUUUCAGUGACACUGAUGUCACUCAUAUUGGGGUGGAAGAGCCAGAACAGAAGAAAGGGUGGUUUAGCUGGUUUUCUUGAACAUAGUUUUCCUGUAUAUGACGAAGUAAAGAGUCUCAGCGCUAUUAAAGUCUCUUUGGUUUGUAGGGGUGAUGCAACUCUGUUUCCUCUCGUAUUUUGUCAAGCUUCUUGGAUUCUGUCUCUUCCCCUUCUUCUGGGAAUUCCAACACCAAUUCGUUCGAUUUGAAGGCACCUUCUAGAGAAUCUUGUUCUUCCAUGUCUUUCAAAUAUGACAGAUCUAGUUCAAGCGGGUCAUCGAUGCUUUUUGUUGACUUGCGUUUGUUGUUCAGUAUAUCAUCAAGAAGGUCAUCCGGAAUCGGCGUUAACGUGUUCGGAACGUAGGGAAGCUCGUCUUCCGCUGCUGGGACAAUCUCAAUGGCAUCAUCAUCAUCAUCAAAUUCCUCUUUUGCCGAUAGCUUAUGCUUAGUUUUAAAUUGGGGUGAAUCGCGUUGAACUUUGAACUUUCGAACAGCGACAGCAUUCGGAUCAUUAUCAAACAAAUGCAAGUCGUUUAGCGUCGAGGUCUUCCUAACCUUAUUGUAAUUUCCAUACUCCUGUGGUUUCACGAUAGCAUUUGAGGAUUUGGUUCGCAACACGCUCUUCGAUGACUUCCGUGAGAUACUCUUAUCGGAACGCAAAUCGUUACUUUUAGAAUGUAGCGCGUU